Molecule: messenger RNA, 4390 nt
Organism: Mixia osmundae IAM 14324
Lineage: Eukaryota; Fungi; Basidiomycota; Mixiomycetes; Mixiales; Mixiaceae
Exons: 8
Coding region: 381-4058 (1225 amino acids)
Biological process (GO): intra-Golgi vesicle-mediated transport; endoplasmic reticulum to Golgi vesicle-mediated transport; intracellular protein transport
Cellular component (GO): COPI vesicle coat
Molecular function (GO): protein binding; structural molecule activity
Source: RefSeq, a predicted model, not a curated record
CGAGACGAGCCUGCAAGCUCAUUGCGCUUCCGACGGCCGCGGGCUCCAUCAGUGUCUCCAGGUGCGCUAUCGAGCUAGACCGUCGUAGCGCCGUGGUCGGCUGGGAAGACCGCGCCGAGCGAGCCAGUGACACCUAAAACGCGCGCCUUAGCUCGCCCAGCUUUGCUUGCCAACGAGCUCACAACGCUCGGCGUACUUGUCGAGCUGUGUCCCCAGCAGCCUUCGAGCAAUCGAUCAUCUGUCUGCUGUCGCUUUGUGCAGCAGUUGCUCGCGAAGCUGCAUCUUCGGCCCAGCCACGUCGCUUAGACGCUAGCUCGCCAAUCAGCUGGGCUGCAGCCGGCCCACUCGCGCAAGCUGCAUAGAAGCAGAUCGUCGUCAAGAUGCAGAUGCUCACCAAGUUCGAGUCAAAGUCCAACAGGGUCAAGGGGAUUGCCUUUCAUCCAAAGUUGACCUUGUUGGCUGCCUCGUUACACUCUGGCAGCAUACAGAUAUGGAACUUCCAGAUGGGUACCCUCGUAGAUCGCUACGAUGAGCACGAUGGGCCUGUACGCGGUAUCGCUUUUCAUCCUACUCAGCCCAUCUUUUGCUCGGGCGGCGACGACUACAAGAUCAAGGUGUUCAAUUACAAGACCAGAAGGUGUCUCUACACGCUCCACGGUCAUCUCGACUAUGUCCGAACGGUCUCCUUCCACCACGAACAACCCUGGAUUCUCUCUGCGAGUGAUGACCAAACCGUCAGAAUCUGGAACUGGCAAAGCCGGACGUGUAUCGCCAUACUCACAGGUCACAAUCACUAUAUCAUGUGCGCGCAAUUCCAUCCCAAGGAUGACCUGAUCGUAUCCGCCUCGAUGGAUACCACCGUCCGCGUCUGGGAUAUCUCCGGCCUGCGCAAGAAGGCCACCACUGCUCAACCGAUGACGUUUGAGGAGCAAGUACAGCGUGCUAACAAUGGCCAACAAGCGGAUCUCUUUGGGCAUACCGACGCAGUCGUCAAAUACGUCCUCGAGGGACAUGACAGGGGCGUCAAUUGGGCUGCGUUCCACCCGACCCUGCCUUUGAUCGUUUCUGCGGGCGAUGAUCGUCAGAUCAAGCUGUGGCGGAUGAGCGACACGAAAGCCUGGGAGGUCGAUACUUGCCGUGGCCAUUUCAACAACGUCUCUUGCGCUCUGUUCCACCCGAAGCACGAAUUGAUCAUCUCCAAUGGCGAAGAUCGCACGAUUCGCGUCUGGGACAUGAGCAAACGUACAGCUGUUCAGACGUUCCGCCGCGAGAACGAUCGUUUCUGGGUGCUUACUGCUCACCCCGAGCUUAAUCUCUUUGCGGCCGGUCACGACUCCGGCCUGAUCGUGUUCAAACUCGAUCGCGAAAGGCCGGCCUUCAGUCUGAGCAGCAACACGCUCUUCUAUGUGCGCGACAAACAAGUCCGCGCCCAUGAUCUCAACAGCAAUGCGGACGCCUCUGUCGUCAGCGUGCGACGUCUGGGCAGCCAGUAUGUGCAGCCAAGGACGUUGAGCUACAACCCUGCAGAGCGCGCCGUCAUCGUGACAUCUCCUUCCGAGCAUGGUGUCUACGAGCUCGUGAGCUUGCCCAAGGACAUCUCCUCGGGUGAAACGAAAGACUCGGCAGUCGAUGGCAAGCGCGGCAACGGUGACUCUGCCCUCUUUGUCGCUCGUAACCGAUUCGCAGUGCUCGAUAAGGCCAACCAGACGAUCACAAUCAAAGAUCUGCAGAACUCGCCCACGCGAACGAUCGCAUGCCCAGUAUCAACGCAAGAGAUGUUUUACGGGGGCACCGCCAGCUUGCUCCUCUCUACUCCAACAUCCGUCGUCCUCUUUGAUAUUCAGCAGCAAAAGAUGCUUGCGGAGAUCUCGACGCCGCCCGUCAAAUAUGCAGUCUGGUCGAGUGACGGAAACUGGGUCGCUCUGCUGAGCAAACACACCAUCAUGCUCGCCGAUAAGACGCUCGGCCAAAGCGCGAUGAUUCACGAGACAAUCAGGAUCAAGUCUGGAGCAUGGGAUGAUUCUGGCAUCUUCAUCUAUUCGACGCUGAACCACAUCAAAUACGCUUUGCCCCAGGGCGAUAACGGGAUCAUCAAGACGCUGGAUCAGCCUGUAUACUUGACUCGCAUCAAGGGCAAAACAGUAUACUGUCUCGACCGCAACGCAAAGCCACGCACAAUGCAGAUAGAUCCAACCGAAUACAGGUUCAAGCUGGCGCUGGUCAGACGCAAUUAUGACGAAGUCUUGCACAUCAUUCGCACCUCAAACCUCGUCGGUCAGAGCAUUAUCGCGUAUCUGCAGAAGAAGGGAUUCCCGGAGAUUGCGUUACACUUUGUUCAGGACAAGACAACGCGAUUCGAUUUGGCGAUCGAAUGCGGAAACCUGGAUGUCGCUCUGGAGAUGGCGAAAGCGAUAGACCGCGAAGAGAAUUGGACGACGCUCAGCCAGCAGGCGCUUAAGCAAGGCAACCAUCAAAUCGUCGAGAUUGCGUACCAGCGUACGAAAGCUUUCGAGCGGCUGUCCUUCCUCUAUUUCAUCACUGGCAAUCAGGAUAAGCUCGCUAAAAUGGCAAAGAUUGCCGACAUGCGAGGAGAUCAUAUGUCGCGCUUCCACAAUGCCCUAUACCUAGGCAACGCUGCCUCUCGCGUUCAAGUCCUCAAGGAUGUAGGCAUGUUUCCGCUUGCUUACAUGACGGCAAAGUCGAACGGGCUUGAGGAGCUCGCCGACGAAGUGCUUGUCUCUGCUGGUCUGACAGUAGAAGAUCUUGCAAAUGUGCAAAUGCCCAAGCUCGGCCAUGUUGCGCCGCCUCAAGCGAUCACAGCAACGCAGUCUCUCAACUGGCCUUCUGUUGGCCACAAGGAGAGCUUCUUCGAUCGUGCGCUCACGGCGCAAGGCAAUAGCGAAGCGCCAGAAGCUAUCGAGACCUUCACGAAUGGACACGCAAAUCCGCAAGAGUCGGCAAUGGAAGAAUGGAAAGGUGGUGAUGACGCUGAGGCUGGAGAGGCAGCGGCAGAAGACGCUUGGGAUCUCGGCGGCACGGAGGAGGUGGCAGCAGAUGAUGAAGAGAUUGCACCUGAAGCUGUCAGUGCGGUACCUGCAGCACUCGAUGCGAUCGAGGACGCAACGCCGGGCAUAUCAGAGAAUGACCUCUGGGUCCGCAAUUCACCUUUAGCAGCAGACCACGUGGCGGCAGGCUCUUUCGAUACAGCGAUGCAGUUGCUCAGCCGGCAGGUGGGCGCUGUCAACUUUACGCCCUUGAAGCCACUGUUCAUGUCGAUCUACCGCUCCUCCCAUCUGCAUCUGUCCGCGAACGCGUCUCUACCGCCUUUGUCAAUUGCGCUGCGUCGUAAUCCAGAUGAUACCGAGCCGCGCAGCCUGCUACCGAUAGCGCCUCGAUCGCUGCAGUCAAUUACUGCCAACGAGCUCAGAGCGGCCUAUGCGGCCUUUAAGAAGGCAGCGUUCGCGGAAUGCGCAGACAUUUUCCGCUCAAUCUUGCACUCGCUACUAUUCGUCGUUGCCGCAAACGCGGAGGAGGUUGCAGAGCUCCACGAGCUGGUCUCGCUGUGUAGAGAAUACCUGCUUGGCUUGUCGAUCGAGAUGGAAAGACGCAAAGUUGCUGCAGAGACACCGGGUGAUAUUAAGAGGCAACUCGAGCUAGCGGCCUACUUUACGCAUUGCGGUAUUCAGCAGGUGCAUCUCGCGCUCGCACUGCGAUUGGCCAUGACGACGUUUACGAAGAACAAGAACUUUAGUACUGCCGCCAUCUUUGCUCAGCGUCUUCUGGACACAAACCCGGACGCCAAAGUUGCACAGCAAGCAAAGACGGUGAUCGCAGCCGCUGACAGAAAUCCGCGAGAUGCUGUUGAGAUCGAUUACAACCAUUUCGAGACGUUCAGCAUCUGCGGCGCUUCCCUAAGUCCGAUCUACACGGGCUCACCAUCGUCUGACGAUCCUCUUACGGGCACUCGCUACAAGCCCGAGUACGCAGGUCAGCUCUGUCGGAUCUCACAGAUCAGCGAGAUCGGCAAGGCUGCGAGCGGGCUACGAGCGAUGCUGUAAGGGCUUUGUUGGAGUGGACGAGCAUACUAUGAUGAAAAGAGACAACAACAAUGCAACGUUUUGUUCGAUACUGCUCGCAUGUACUUUCGCUCAUCGUCGGCGAGAUGCCGGUGUCCAAUCGUGGACUUUCCAGCCCGGGUCUGCUUCUGUGCCCGGCUUGAGACCAACGAGAGGUGACCUUGCCAUAGCUUCACGCUUGCGUUCGAAUUCGAGCUCGCUCUCUGUCGGUUCUCGCGGAAGCAGCUGACCCGGGUAGCCCGUACGACCGUCACGGCCUUGUGGAAUGAAGUCCGGCUGAGCCGGCAGAGCGUCGAUCUGCGCGGAUGCCGCCU